This is a messenger RNA of Phanerochaete carnosa HHB-10118-sp, 3446 nucleotides long. RefSeq lists its product as uncharacterized. The record is from RefSeq and is a predicted model, not a curated record. Gene Ontology annotation, cellular component: COG complex. NCBI's taxonomy places the organism in Eukaryota, Fungi, Basidiomycota, Agaricomycetes, Polyporales, Phanerochaetaceae. Gene Ontology annotation, biological process: intra-Golgi vesicle-mediated transport. Bases 1 to 2646 code for a protein of 881 amino acids. The transcript is spliced from 12 exons.
AUGCUCUUCCCCAUGACUGAUUACACUGUCUUUGCGCAUCCCGAUUUUGAGCCAAACGACUAUGCGAAUGCUCUACUAGCUGGCGAGCCCUAUCCGCCGACAACCGGUCAGGCCGUGAAGAAGGGUUUCAAUGGAAAGCCGACGGCGACGGGCAGCGAUGCAGAGGAUAUUUCUGUCGCAAUAUCUAAGCUGUCGUUUAACAUUGAGGAUGUAGAGAAGCAGCUGAAGAAUGUCGUUACGACCCAUCAUGAGGGCUUGCUAGUCCAAGCUGCCGGGGUCACCGAUAUAGAGGGCUCUUUAUCAGCCGUGAAGGGCGGUUUGACAGAGCUCGACGGCUCUCUCGACAAAUUGCGCCAGAAGAUCCGCACACCAUAUCUCACGCUCUCAUCGCACGUUACCCGCCUUGAACAAUUACAACAAGCAUCAGACAUCCUACGUCGUACCUCUCGUUUCGUUGUUCUGACAAGACGGCUGCAGAUGCAGCUGACCGAGAUGGACCACGCUUCCAAAGAAGAUGCAAUAGUGUCGGUGUCAACAUCGGGUGCUACACCAAACAAUACAAUCAACGGCGGGGGGAUAUCAGGGUCAUCAAGGAAAAGUACAGACUCACUUGUGACCGGUGCUAUGAUUGAGGAAGACGAGAAAGAGCGGACGAUUGCGAAAGCUGCGUUGAGUAUAGCUGAACUCGUAUCACUUCUUCAUCCACCUGAUGCAGGAGCUUCUGAACACAACGGCGAUGCAUCCGCCUCUUCGAUUGAACUCUCCUCUGUAAAGGCUGUCGCAGCUUACCUACCGCUCAUCGACUCUGCACGCUCCCGUGUUACCUCUGACAUGGAACAAAUGGUUAUCAGUGGACUUCGAACGCUAAAUCAAACCCUGCUCGCCUCUUCCCUUCAGACAGCACACAACCUCCGUGUGCUACCCGACCUUGUGCAGAACCUCGUCUCAGAUCUCAGCGAUGCCGUCGAAGGACGGAUACGAUAUGCCCUUGACCUAACGCGAAUUGCGAAGGAGGUUCUUCCCAAAGAACAAGCUUCAACUCCAACAUCCAUGUACAAGUCGCGCUUUCGGACGGAGCCGACAAACAUCACAGCGCCACAGUGGCAAGCUGCGCUUUGGGCAAGCCUCGAGAGCCUUGUUGAGGAGAUGGCCGACUGCUGCGUCAAAGUGUACACGCUGGAGAAGGUGCUCACGAAUAAGAAGGAUGCUGUCACUAAGGUCGGGUUCUUUGACGAGGCGAUGAAAGUGCUCGAGAACAAGCCGAGCGCGACAUUCUGGGCGGCCCUUGGGCGGAGCCUUGAAAAGCAAUUCAAGGAAGCGACUAAAAGCUCAACAUUCCUGCAGCAAACAUUGAGUGCGGGAUACCCACGGCUACUACGGCUGUUUCACUCUUUCUUCGCUAAGAUUGCGGUGCACACAGACACUAUUUAUUCACAGGCACAGCAAAGCCCGGACACCAUCCUUGUGUUGCGUGCACUCUCGCUUUUUGAGUCCUCGUAUCUCACACGUUCGAGCACACGUAUCAACGAGGGCGUCUCCAAUGCAUUUGCAGGAGGCGCACGCGCGUCGCCAGGACAGGCAGAGGGCACCAACGUAGCGCGCGCCGUUGCAAACGAGCUCGACAGUGCUAAAUUCGACCCAUUGCUCGUCAAGGCAGUCGCACGGAACGCGGCGGCGAGUCUUGAGGCAUUUGUGAACCGUCUGGACGGCCUGAUAUCGAGGGAGCGUGCAGCGAUCAGUCUUCUCGGCCCAACGGCGACGAGCCAGCAAGUCCUGAAUGGCUCGCUUGCGACAUGCCUAUACCACUGCUGGAGCCGGCUUGACAAGCUACAAGAAGAGUACCCGGAAGGUGUCGUCGCUAUUUUGAGGCCAAGCGUCGACAACAUCCAUAAAAGGUUCACGCAGAUUAUCGAUCCACUACUUGCUGCCGUUCGCCGCGAGGUCGGCGCAAUAAUCGCAAAGCUACAUCGUAUGGACUUCAGCGACGCCGUAGACCCGAUGAGCGCUAUGGGCGGGGGCGCGAGUCCCUAUAUGAAAGAUUUAGCAGAGAAGCUGACGUUCGUCAAGACCGAAGUGUUUGCGCUCUACGGUAUACCAGAGCUCGUGCGCGACUGGGUGAAGGACAUUGCGAAAUACGUUAUCAAGACUUUCCUCCUGCAUGCGUCGAUCGCGAAGCCGCUCGGCGAGUCCGGCAAGCUGCAGCUUACGAGCGACAUGACCGAGUUCGAGUUCGCGCUGAGCGCGUUCAUGACUGAGCCCGGCGCCAAGAAGCGCGGGGCUGACUGGAAGACCGUCGGAGAGGAGUACCGCGCAUUGCGGGCAAUGCGGCAGCUGCUCUUCCUUGACAAUACACUUCUGGCCUCGCCGAAGCACACGGUCGGGCUGCCUCCACUGCUGGUAUUGCACCACGUCCUUGUGCGCUCGCCCAUUGCGCUGCCGCACACGCUUCACGGCUGGGCUGAGGCGGAGUAUGUGCGCUGGGUGAACGAGCACACGCCUGAGGAGGCGUGGACGCUCGUCGAGGGCGGACUCGCGCACUGGGAGGGCGUCGCACAGGCAGAGGGCACCGAUACCGAGACGGCGCGAGAAUACGUCGACCUGGCGCGGACAGUGCUGAAGAACGCGAUGGAAGGGGCGGGACAAUGAGAUGUAGUGCAGUAUUCCUAGUCUUACAUGAUAUCCAACAGAGCCCAAAAUGCCACAGCUUGUGCUGCUACACAGAUACGAUACGACUUGCUCAAGAGCGGGGACGAACUAGAGUUUCGCCCUUGCGUCCCCUUGCUCGUCCCGAAUGCGGACGACGACCUUUCCCCACGUCUUCCGUUUCUCAAUCGCAUCGAGGCCCUCCGCAAGCCGUUCGAAAGGGAAGAUCUCGGGGUAGACGACAGGCUUGACCUUGCCUGUGGAGAGCAGCCUUUACGACAACAGGGUCAGGGCAGAUGGCAUCGUGGGAAUAGAAGUACUUACGCGAGCAGCUCUUUCCAGACGACUGAGAUGCGCUUCGGGUCUUUGACUAUCAAAAAUGAGUGCCAGCUAACGUAGACAGAUCGUUCAAAACUAACUGGCGGUGCCGCCCCAGAAUACACCCAUAACAGUGACACCUUUCAGAAGCACAAGAUUAAGCGGAAGCUGCAAAGAAGGAAGUGAGACUGGCAGAGUUCAGAGCUAUAGGUUCUCCCCACCUUUUCAAUCUCACCCCCAGCAAAGCCAAUGACCAGCAGCCUGCACUUCCAGGCCGCACACUUGAGGCAGUCGCGAAUUUUGCCGACGGGAUCGUACACGACGUCGACGCCACGGCCGCCUGUGAUGUUGAGCACCUCCUUCUGCCAGUCUGGCUUGGUGUAGUUGACCGCAUAGUCGGCGCCUCCGUGCUUGACGGCAAUAUCGAGCUUCUCUUGGGUGCCUGCGGCCGCUAUGACCUUUGCGCCGAGCACUACACGUCUGAG